Gadus morhua (Atlantic cod) is the source of this 3164-nucleotide messenger RNA. It is a transcript of the gene snx5, whose product is annotated as sorting nexin 5. Gene Ontology annotation, cellular component: endosome. Lineage: Eukaryota; Metazoa; Chordata; Actinopteri; Gadiformes; Gadidae. The transcript is spliced from 13 exons. The coding region runs from base 288 to 1487 and encodes 399 amino acids. The record is from RefSeq and is a predicted model, not a curated record. Gene Ontology annotation, molecular function: phosphatidylinositol binding; dynactin binding. Gene Ontology annotation, biological process: pinocytosis; retrograde transport, endosome to Golgi.
CCUCUCCAAUAUGGCGGCGACGUUGACGUGAGAUCCAAGGCCAACGCGGCGUCUCCGGUCUGAGUCUAAACCAAUAACAGUUUCCUCUUGGCAGAUAUUAUUCUUGGGCGGGAUUUACGCUGUCAUCAGAAAAAAACAUCUGACAGCCUGUCAGCUAGCUAGCAAACUGCCUGCCUUUCUAGCUAAAUAAUCUCCUAGUCCGUUAUUGUUUUGUACUCCAGACUUCUUCCUCCCCACUUGGAACCACAGAGUCGUUGUCGGUGCCUCAGACCGUGAGCUCCUUCAUCAUGACCACUGCCCUGGGGGAGAGCGACAAAGAGAAGACACGAUCUGUGUCAGUGGACCUCAACAAUGACACCGCUCUUAUUAUUGACAUUCCUGAUGCUCUUUGCGAAAGGGACAAAGUCAAGUUUACCGUCCAUACUAAGACGACGUUAAGCUCUUUCCAGAAGCCCGAUUUUUCAGUACCCAGACAACAUGAGGACUUCAUCUGGCUCCAUGACACUCUGGUGGAGACAGAAGAAUAUGCUGGGCUCAUCAUUCCCCCCGCCCCACCCAAACCUGACUUUGAGAGCCCCAGAGAGAAAAUGCACAAAUUAGGGGAAGGUGAAGCCACGAUGACGAAGGAGGAGUACACCAAGAUGAAGCAGGAACUGGAGGCUGAAUAUCUAGCCGUGUUCAAAAAGACUGUCCAGGUCCACGAAGUCUUCCUACAAAGACUGUCGUCUCACCCUAUUCUGAGCAAGGAUCGCAACUUCCACAUUUUCUUGGAAUACGACCAGGACCUGACUGUGCGAAGGAAGAAUGCCAAGGAAAUGUUUGGAGGUUUUUUCAAGAACAUGGUGAAGACUGCGGAUGAGGUCAUCAUCUCCGGGAUAAAGGAAGUGGAUGAUUUCUUUGAGCAGGAGAAGACGUUCUUGCUGGAUUAUUAUAGCAAGAUUAAAGACUCCACUAUCAAAGCAGAGAAAAUGACUCGCUCGCACAAAAAUGUGGCUGAUGAUUACAUUCACAUCUCGGCCACUCUUAGCAGCAUAUCUGCUGACGAUAGCACAGCCAUUAAGAAACACUUUGAGAAGUUGGCAGACCUUUUUGAGAAGCUGAGGAAAGUGGAGGGUCGGGUGGCCUCAGACCAGGAGCUGAAGCUCACAGAGCUCCUCCGGUACUACAUGAGGGACAUCCAGGCCGCCAAGGACCUUUUGUACAGGCGCGCACGGGCCCUGGCGGACUAUGAGAACUCCAACAAGGCUUUGGAUAAAGCCAGGUUAAAGAGCAGAGAUAUACCCCAGGCUGAGGAGCAGCAGCAGCUAUGCCUGCAGAAGUUUGACAAGCUCUCAGAGUCUGGCAAGAGAGAGCUCACCAGUUUUAAGGGCAGGCGUGUUGUGGCCUUCAGGAAGAACCUCAUCGAGAUGGCUGAGCUUGAGAUUAAGCACGCAAAGAACAACGUGGCUCUGUUGCAGGGAUGUAUCGACCUGAUGAAGACCCACUAGUGAGCCGGCAUUCCCGUCUCACCACACACAAGGACUAGGAGAAGGGAAUCAUGACAUCCCUAGAUCCUUUUCUUGCAACUGACCCCCCCCACCUAGGGGUUGUAUGCUGGAUGCAGUAUGUAAACCUGCACCAAUGCACAAAUGUCUUGUUCGCAGUAUGUCUCCAUGUUUACAUAUAAUGUUCCCUAAUCCUAUUCCUGGCACAGUCCAUGGAAUUCACAAUUUGUGUGAUUGCCUAUAUGGUUUGCCGAUGGUCCUCCUUAUGGUUUUGCUAUGUCCCUAUGGUCUUCCUUAUGGUAUUCAUAUCUUCCUUUAUGGUCUUCCUAUAUGGGCUUCCUUAUGCUCUUUCUAUGUGGUCUUCCAGAUUGGUAUGUCUUUGUCUAGGGUCGAGAGGGUUGUUUUGGUCAGUUUGUUUUAAUAAUAUAAAUUCUUGUUUAUGCCAAUGGUGUUCAUUUUGCCUAGCUUUUUGAUAAUUUCUUGCCUACCGACGGCGCUAGAUGCUAACCCUUUCCUAUCCUUCCUUGAACACACUUGGGCAAAGUAGUGUAGUUUGGAGACUCAUCCUUCAGAAAUACCCUUCAAUGAGAGAAAAAAUGCUUAAUGAUAAAGAUGUUUUGUUUUUGAGUCACGGCCAUACUUUGUUAUUUUUUACCUUCUGUGCUCAGGCCUGUUUUUAAAUCAACCUGUGUCACACAUGGUUGACUUCAGAACAUACUACGUGUGGCAGGAGGGAAACGCGUGGCUGGGUGGAAAAAAAUGUCCUAGUUUUCUGCAUUGUUGAACUUUGAGAUGGUGUACAAUGAGGCAGAUUAUCUCAACCACAAGUGAAGUUCUCUCCUCUGGAUUUGGAAGAAAACCAGCGAUCCUCUUGUGUUCUAGAAUAGCUGCACUGUGCCUCAGCAAUGGACACUUGGGUUUGUCCUUGCAUUCCUCCCAGUCAUCAUCACCCAGGCCACAUAAUGCAACACUACCGGAAGAGCUGGACUGAUCUACUGCACAUCUAGGAUCAGUCUAAACCCAUUCUGUGCUAGUGGAUGGGGUUUACUGCAGUGCAGCAGCAAUAUGCAUAAGAACAAGGGAAACUGCUAUGUACACUCGUUGAAAGUAGUGAGUAGGUCUGUGAAACCCUCAAACCACGAGAAAGUCCCUUAUUCUUUUCAUUUAUAUUUCUCUAAACAUCCCUCAGAGCAAACCAACUUUAUUUUGUUGGUUUAUUUCCCUAUGUUUAAUCUGCAUUUACCAGCAACUUCGCUCUUGAGUGAGUACUUAUGCACUUAAUUUCUGCCAUGAUAUCCUAUACAUAUAUCACGUGCUUUUAUCCUUUUUUGACACAAGUCUUUAUUUUUCUAGAGUCCACAAAAGUUUCAUCUUAUGGGCAAGAGUUAGUUCUUUUCAUAACAAUAUAUUUGGAUAAAAUGUGAUUAUUAAAAUGUGUGUGUGUGUGUGUGUGUGUGUGUGUGUGUGUGUGUGUGUGUGUGUGUGUGUGUGUGUGUGUGUGUGUGUGCGCGCGUGCGCAACAAUCUACAAAUCACCAUGUGUUCAAAGGGUUUUGGAUGAAUUUUGAUGAUGUAUUUCUAAAUGGAUUCCAGCAGCGAUGAUGACUUUGCAGACAGUUUUCAUACAGGCCAUUUUCAAAUUUGUAAUUAUGGCUUUAAAUAAAAUACUACUUUUCCCAUA